GGGAGCCCUGGGGCCUCUCCCGAGGAAGCUGAGGCAAGCUGGGCGGAGUUAGAAACAGACCCCAGUGAGGAUUUCUGGCCCUUGGGAAUUAAAGGCUUCCGGACGUACUCUGGAGAAGUUUGCUUACCGCGUACUCUUCAUCUGCGGACCUUCUCUGGAGAUUCUAUAAGCAAGCUGGAAAAUUAGACAAGAGAGUGGCUACAAUGACUUCAGCCGUCCUGGUGGACAUCCGAGAUGAAGUCACCUGCCCUAUCUGCUUGGAGCUCCUGACAGAGCCCCUGAGCAUAGACUGUGGCCAUAGCUUCUGCCAGGCCUGCAUCACAGGCAACAGUGAUAACUCAGGGCUCAGCCAAGAAGGGAGGAGCAGCUGUCCUGUGUGCCGGACUGCCUACCAGCCUGGGAACCUCCGCCCUAAUCGGCACCUGGCCGCCAUAGUGAAGAGGCUCAGAGAGGUCGAGUUGGGCCCUGGAAAGCAGCUCGAGAUCAUCUUUUGUACACUUCAUGGAGAGAAACUCCAGCUCUUUUGCAAGGAGGAUGGGAAGUUAAUUUGCUGGCUUUGUGAGCGAUCUCAGGAGCACCGUGGUCAUCACACAUUCCUUAUGGAGGAAGUGGCCCAGGAGUACCAGGACAUGUUCCAGGAGUCUCUGAAGAAGCUGAGGAGGGAGCAGCAGGAAGCCGAGAAGCUAAAAGCUCUCAUCCAAGAGAAGAGGGAAUCCUGGAAGAGUCAGGUAGAGCCUGAGAGACGCCGGAUCCAGACAGAGUUUAAGCAGCUCCGAAGCAUCCUGGACAGGGAGGAGCAGCGGGAACUGAAGAAAUUGGAAGUGGAAGAGAGGAAGGGGCUGAGCAUCAUAGAAAAGGCCGAGGGUGAUGUGAUCCACCAGAGCCAGUCACUGAAAGACCUCAUCUCAGACCUGGAGCAGCGGUGCAGGGGUUCCGCAGUGGAACUGCUGCAGGAUGUGGGUGAUGUCACAAAAAGGAGUGAGUUCUGGACCCUGAGGAAGCCCCAAGCUCUCCCCACCAAGCUGAAAAGUGUGUUUCGAGCCCCGGAUCUGAAGAAGAUGCUGCGAGUGUUUAGAGAGUUGACAGACGUACAAAGCUACUGGGUGGACGUGACUCUGAAUCCACAGACUGCUAAUUUAAAUCUUGUCCUGUCGAAAAACCGGAGACAGGUGAGGUUUGUAGGUGCCCAGCUGUCAGAGCCGCCCAGUCUGGAAGAACAUUAUGACUGUAGUGUCCUGGGCUCUCAGCACUUCUCCUCAGGAAAAUACUACUGGGAAGUGGAUGUGACCAGGAAGACGGCAUGGAUCUUGGGUGUAUGCUGUACCCCAGUGGAGCCCAUGUUCUCUUUCAGCCAGUACUCCAGCAAACAGGGUGCCUACUCCAGGUAUCAGCCACAGAGUGGAUACUGGGUGAUUGGGUUGCAGCAUAAGCAUGAGUACAGAGCCUAUGAGGACUCCUCUCCAUCACUGCUCCUCUCCAUGACCGUGCCACCUCGACGCAUAGGGAUUUUCUUAGACUAUGAGGCUGGCACAGUGUCCUUUUAUAAUGUCACAAACCAUGGCUUGCCCAUCUACACCUUCUCGAAAUACUACUUUCCUACUGCCCUUUGUCCAUAUUUUAAUCCUUGCAGCUGUAUCGUCCCGAUGACACUGCGGCGUCCAACUUCCUGAGGUCCUGCUACCCCUGCCCACAACUAAGCAGAUUUUUUUCAAACAUGACUCCUCUCUGAGUCUCUUUUCUCCUAGUAGGAUACCGCCCAUUGCUGACAGUGAGCACCCUUGA
Molecule: messenger RNA, 1782 nt
Organism: Mastomys coucha (southern multimammate mouse)
Lineage: Eukaryota; Metazoa; Chordata; Mammalia; Rodentia; Muridae
Gene: Trim6
Product: tripartite motif containing 6
Exons: 8
Coding region: 204-1670 (488 amino acids)
Molecular function (GO): zinc ion binding; protein binding
Source: RefSeq, a predicted model, not a curated record